AUGACAACGAAGUAUGAAAACUUCCAGAACUUGGGGAGUGAGGAGAUCGGAAAAGCGCCUUCUCCCCAGUCCAUCCUGUGCAAUACCUUCUCUUGGACCUGCCUUAUCCUGUUCUCCCUGGGCCUCAGCCUCCUGUUGCUGGUGGUUGUCGCUGUGAUUGGAUACCAAAAUUCCCAGUUACAGAGAGACCUAGGCACCCUGAGAACCACUCUGGACAACCUCACCUCAAACACAGAGGUCAAAUUCCAGGCACUGACCUCCAAGGGUAACAGCUUGCAAGAAAGUAUAGGUUCUCUGAAAGAGGAGGUGGAGGAUAACAGGCAGGAACUGCAAGCAGGCCGCAGCUUGAAACAGAAGGUGGAGUCUCUGGAGAGCACGGUGGAGAAAAAGGAGCAGGCACUCAAAACAGAUCAAUCUGAAAUAUUCCUGCACAUCCAACAGCUGGGGAAGGACUUGAAGUCCCUGAACUGCCAGCUGGCCAACCUCAAGAACAAUGGCUCUGAAAUGACCUGUUGUCCCCUUCACUGGACGGAGUAUGAAGGCAGCUGCUAUUGGUUUUCUAAAUCUGGGAAAUCAUGGCCAGAGGCUGACAAGUAUUGCCAGUUGGAGAAUGCCCACCUGGUAGUGGUCAACUCCAUGGAGGAACAGAAAUUUAUCCAGCUCCACAAGGGCCCUGGGCAUACCUGGAUGGGCCUAACGGACCAAAAUGGCCCUUGGAGAUGGGUGGAUGGGACUGACUUUGACACAGGAUUCAAGAACUGGAAACCAUAUCAACCAGAUAACUGGCAUGGACAUGGGCUGGGAGGAGGUGAGGACUGUGCCCACUUCCAUAGUGACGAUGGUCGUUGGAAUGAUGUCUGUCAGAAGCUUUACAACUGGAUCUGUGAAACAGAGCUGGGCAGAGGCAGCUAAGACUCCCUGACCCCUAACUUAUUUACCCAAAGCCUUGAGCUGCUGAAAUUUGGGAUUGAUGAUCCUCUUGUCUCCCCAUCUUGGGCAUUUUAUCUAGGAUGUUAAGGGACGGAUAAAGAAUGGUGUCUAAAAAAUGUAGUUUGGUGUUUGGAAGGGUGGGGUUGUUGAAACCCAUGAGACUGUGCUGGGUGUAGGCUAUUAUUGUCAACUUUUUUACAGAAUAAAAGAAGGGAAAUACACAUUC
Molecule: messenger RNA, 1156 nt
Organism: Nannospalax galili (Upper Galilee mountains blind mole rat)
Lineage: Eukaryota; Metazoa; Chordata; Mammalia; Rodentia; Spalacidae
Product: C-type lectin domain family 10 member A-like
Exons: 9
Coding region: 1-912 (303 amino acids)
Molecular function (GO): signaling receptor activity
Source: RefSeq, a predicted model, not a curated record